AUGGGCGAUGCCCUGCGGCCAAGUGAUGAUGAAUUCAGCGAGGUCCUCCAGGAGAGUCUCAAAAUAUGGAAUUCCUAUCUAAGCGCCGGUAAUGAGCAACACCAAAUCCCCCAGAAAGCCAUAAGUAUGAGACCUCUCGUCAGUCAGACCCCGCCUUUUCUCGGGGAUGGCCUUGCUUCCUUUGACAAGCCAAUCUCGUUCGCCUGCGAGGAAAAGGAAUCCCCAAGCAGGGGUCUUCUCAUCAAUGGCAGAUCAACUUGGAGGACUUCAAAAGGGACCUGCGACCUACCGCCGAAAGUUUUGCCCAGGCAACUUCUAUUAGCAAUUGACAGUCGAUUAAGUGUGGAAUUGUCAGAGGACUCUCCUCUCUCGGACUGGCCUGGAGUCCAAGGUCUCUCGGGCUAUGACGAGGGAAACUACCUAUCGGUUCUUUACUUUGCGUGGGCCUAUAUCCUGUCCGCUCGAUGGGUUGAAUUGCUUAAUUGCUCUGCUGACCACGAAUGUCAUAUGCACUACACUACGGAUCGGGGAGAGGGUCGAUUUCCGCAGUCAAACUAUCAACCUACGAUUCAAAUUGACAUCGGUGACGAUGCUUGUGAGGAAGAAGUCGUCUGGUGGUGGGCCAUUUUGAGUUCUGACGAUUGCUGGGAUGCGACCGUGAAGUAUAACGGCCAUAUGUAUUUGUCGCCAUGGUCGAUCUCGGCAAAGAAGGUGGGAUUUACCUUAGCCACCAAGGAUAAUUUGAGCGCGAAGUCAGAAUCACUCGCUAAAUCGGAACCACCAUUAUCGGAAACUGCUCUCGACUACCUCUCUGGUUUCUGUGUGCGCCACCGCCUCUACGCCCAAUGCUCCGUCGCUCUUGCUGGGGUACUCUUCAUUCCAUUCCUAAAGGGGAGAACAUUAUCACUUCCGCUUCCAAGACAAGCUUCUUGGCCGUCACUAACACGCUGUGUCAAUGACUCGCCUGUUUCUAUUUCAGAUCUUCUUGCUAAGCAUAAGGAAUUGCUUCCCAAGUAUAUGACAUUGAGCUCCAAUAUUUGGGGGUUGCGUUCUCUUCUACAUAGUACCUUUUUCAAUCCAGAUAUUGAGUGUAAUCUUGUCAGUGCCUGGCUGAAUUCAGCCUUUGCGAUUAUCAAUUCCAUCUCGCCCAAUGAAUUGCCCGCGUUUUUGGCAACUCGAAAGCCUAUACUUGGCAUUCUCUGGCUUGGUGCAAUUCUCGCAGGCUCAGCAAAUAAUGUUUUACGCGAUAUACGAAUAGGAUUAGUGGCUUUGGAUCUUCCAGCCUCGGCCUGGGCCAGAACAGCGCAGACAUUCUUGACCUCUGAAAUGGAGACUAAUAACAGUGAAGCAAUACGCCGCGAUGACGAAUGCCGAUUGUCAUUCAUUACUGCCUGCGAAGGCCAUGACCGACCUCCAAUCUGGCCUUGGAAGCCUUUUGGGAAGACACAACUUUGUGACACAGACCUGACGGUUCGACAGCAUGCUCAAUGUGGUCAUUGUCUAGAAUACGAGUCUUGGGAAUGGAUGUUGACAAAUGAUGAUUCAAUUCGGGAUUUCGGAAUAGAUAACAGCGAUUCCCCUGACCAAACACCACAUUCUGUCCCCAACGUGGCACCGGUGGCUCUUGGCGAUUAUAAAGAUGAUUUCUUCUCGCAAAUGCUCUCGGAAGGAGCAACCCGUGGGAUCUUUGAAUGGUUGAGGUCAACGGGUUACCCUCUCAGUGAAAAACCAAUAUACCAGCAUUCAUGGAUCGAUCUUGAAGACACUGAUGGGGAAGAUGAGCCUGAGGCAGAAUCGGACGUUGAAAGCUGGCUUGGCGCAAUCGAAUAG
Messenger RNA from Penicillium vulpinum, 1830 nucleotides. RefSeq lists its product as uncharacterized. The record is from RefSeq and is a predicted model, not a curated record. The transcript has a single exon. Bases 1 to 1830 code for a protein of 609 amino acids. Lineage: Eukaryota; Fungi; Ascomycota; Eurotiomycetes; Eurotiales; Aspergillaceae.